AUGCCCGCCAAAACUGUUGCGACCUCGAAAGCGGCCUCGAAGGACAGCGUGAUAGAACUCUUGCCGGGCCAAAAUGAUCUAGUCUUUGGUGUCGCUCGCAUCUUCGCCUCUUACAACGAUACCUUCGUCCAUAUUACUGAUCUCACGGGCCGCGAGACCAUUGCCCGAGUCACUGGAGGUAUGAAGGUCAAGGCUGAUCGGGACGAAUCGUCUCCCUACGCUGCCAUGCUGGCUGCCCAAGAUGCCGCCGCCCGGUGCAGGGAGCACGGCAUUAACGCACUUCACAUAAAAAUACGCGGUACUGGUGGUGAGUUUCAUGCGAAUAACCCCAUCUGGUUUCUCUCUCUAGCCAUCAAGUUGACAGUGUAUGUGGUAGGCACUGGAAGCAAGUCGCCGGGCCCCGGCGGCCAGGCCGCCCUUCGUGCCCUGGCUCGCGCGGGCAUCAAGAUUGGACGCAUAGAAGAUGUGACGCCGACCCCAUCUGACUCUACCCGCAGGAAGGGCGGUCGUCGGGGUCGCCGGCGCUAG
Messenger RNA from Colletotrichum destructivum, 528 nucleotides. Its product is annotated as Putative small ribosomal subunit protein uS11. NCBI's taxonomy places the organism in Eukaryota, Fungi, Ascomycota, Sordariomycetes, Glomerellales, Glomerellaceae. Gene Ontology annotation, cellular component: ribosome; cytosolic small ribosomal subunit. The record is from RefSeq and is a predicted model, not a curated record. Gene Ontology annotation, biological process: translation; ribosomal small subunit assembly. Bases 1 to 528 code for a protein of 175 amino acids. Gene Ontology annotation, molecular function: structural constituent of ribosome. The transcript is spliced from 3 exons.